Arabis nemorensis is the source of this 285-nucleotide messenger RNA. The record is from the annotation of a GenBank genome assembly. Lineage: Eukaryota; Viridiplantae; Streptophyta; Magnoliopsida; Brassicales; Brassicaceae.
AUGGAUAGUGUUAUUUCCGCAUUUAGCACGCAUUCUUAUAAGCCUCCUCCGAUAUUUGGCCCUUACACUGUCAAGGCCGAUCAGUAUAGCCCGUUCUCUGGUAUGAUGGAACCGGUCACACACAUACAAUACAGUCUAUCAGGGAAGAGUGGGAUUACACUUGAUUGGAACAGAAGGCUUAGAAUAGCACUUGGUUCAGGGAAGGGUCUGGCUUAUCUUCACAGAGACAUCCAAUCAUACACAGAGACAUCAAAUCAAAUAACAUAUUACUUGAUGACAGUCUAA